Malania oleifera is the source of this 1614-nucleotide messenger RNA. Its product is annotated as anthocyanidin 3-O-glucosyltransferase 2-like. The transcript has a single exon. Gene Ontology annotation, molecular function: UDP-glycosyltransferase activity. The record is from RefSeq and is a predicted model, not a curated record. Bases 71 to 1528 code for a protein of 485 amino acids. Lineage: Eukaryota; Viridiplantae; Streptophyta; Magnoliopsida; Santalales; Ximeniaceae.
AGUAAAGCACUAAAAUCCAUACGCAGAGUAAAUAGAAAUACUCCACCUUCCACCUCUCAACAAACUAAGAAUGAAGAAAGCAGAGCUGAUGUUCAUCCCAUUUCAGGCUGUCGGCCACAUCGUGUCGAUGAUCGAGAUCGCGAAGCUCCUCACCCAUCGCUACUCCCACCUCUCCAUCACUUUCCUCAUCAUAAAGCCUUUCUCUGCCUCAGCCGCCGACGCCCACAUCGAAGAAUCUCUACGCGCCGCCUCCGCUGCCACCGCAGCAGCCAUCAAAUAUCUAAUCCUCCCUCCCCCAGAAUCAACCCCCGAUACUGAUUCCGUGUCCCUUCUCACCUUCUUCGACCUCUACGUCGCCGCCCACAUACCCUCCGUCCGAGCCGCCGUCGCCGACCUCAGCAGCUCCCUGAACUCGGUCCCAGUCGCCGGCUUUGUACUCGACAUGUUCUGCACCGCGAUGAUGGACCUGGCUGGCGAGCUGGGCGUGCCUUCCUAUGUGUUCAUCCCGUCCGGCGCCGCCUUUCUCGGUCUCUUGCUCCAUUUCCAAGCACUUCGGGACGACCAUGGCGUCGACGUCACCGAGUUCCACGACUCAGACGCUGAGUUGGCCGUCCCGUGUUUUGUUAACCCGGUUCCCGCCCGGGUAUUGCCCUCUGUGGUGGUGGAGAAAGAGCGUGGGUCCACCUCCAUCCUAAACGCCACUAGGAGAUUCAAAGGAUCAAAUGGUAUUUUGAUUAAUACGUUUGUGGCGCUAGAACCGCAUGCAGUCAAUGCCCUCAAGAGUGGUACCAUUGAAAUCCCACCUGUUUAUCCAGUGGGACCAAUACUCAAUCUUCCGAAUGAUGCGCAAGAACAGGAAUCCAGCAUCAUAUCUUGGCUUGAUGAUAAACCCCCGUCGUCAGUGGUUUUCUUGUGCUUCGGAAGCUUUGGGAGCUUCAACCCAGAUCAAGUGGGAGAGAUUGCACAUGGACUCGAGCGUAGCGGGCAACGGUUCCUCUGGUCCUUACGCAAGCCUCCACCACCAAAAUCUCGGCUUGUGUUCCCAACUGACUACGCCAACCCCGAAGAAGUACUACCCAGUGGGUUCUUGGAACGAACCACUGGAAUAGGGAAGGUCAUAGGAUGGGCACCGCAGUUGGCAGUGUUGGCCCACAAAGCAGUAGGAGGGUUUGUGUCGCAUUGUGGGUGGAAUUCCACACUAGAGAGUAUGUGGUGCGGGGUGCCUAUUGCAGCAUGGCCGAUGUAUGCAGAGCAACAGCUUAAUGCAUUUGAGAUGGUGAGGGAGUUGGGCAUUGGGAAGGAUAUUAGAAUAGAUUACAAGUUAGACGGUGGAGGUCUGGUGAGCGCGGAGGAGAUAGAAAGGGGAAUCAAGGAUGUGAUGGGGGGAGAAAGUGACAUGAUUAGAACAAAUGUGAUGGAGAUAAAAGAGAAGGCUAGAGAGGCUCUAAGCGAGGGCGGCUCUUCAUCUAUUUCUUUGGGCCAUUUCGUCGAACAAGUGCUGCAUAACAUGGAGUUUGAAAACAGCUAGGUAGAAGAAACAUGGUGGAAACGUGUCUUGCGAGGAUGGUUCAAUGGUUGGAUUCUUAUAUUUUUAAUUUGAUGCACUUAUUAUUA